This is a messenger RNA of Eubalaena glacialis (North Atlantic right whale), 1433 nucleotides long. RefSeq names its product solute carrier family 35 member G1 (gene SLC35G1). The record is from RefSeq and is a predicted model, not a curated record. The transcript has 3 exons. Gene Ontology annotation, cellular component: plasma membrane; endoplasmic reticulum membrane. NCBI's taxonomy places the organism in Eukaryota, Metazoa, Chordata, Mammalia, Artiodactyla, Balaenidae. The coding region runs from base 72 to 1169 and encodes 365 amino acids. Gene Ontology annotation, biological process: calcium ion export across plasma membrane; regulation of cytosolic calcium ion concentration.
AGCGGAGCAGUGGAGCCGUGGGUGACGGCGCCAGACGCCGCGGUGGCCGCGGGGAGAUCGCCGGCUGGGCGAUGCGGCCCGUGGACGACACUGGGGCCGCCAAGCGGCUGGAGUCCGGGCUGCCGCUGGUGGACAUCCCGCCCCCGGGCUCCAGGCAAGAGUCGGCGGCCACGGAGGUAGCGGAGACGCCCGGCCCCGGCGGGUGCUGGCAGUGUCCUUCAUUGCCGUGCGGCUCGCGCGCGGAGCAGGAAGCUGAGAAGAAAGCACCCUGUCCUGGACUUGGCUUGUUUUACACAUUAUUGUCUGCGUUCCUCUUCUCAGUGGGCUCUUUAUUUGUUAAAAAAGUGGAAGACAUCCACGCUGUAGAAAUUAGUGCAUUCCGAUGUGUGUUCCAAAUGCUAAUCAUUAUCCCUUGCUUAAUAUGCAGAAAAACUGGGUUUAUAGGCCCCAAAGGUCAACGAAUCUUCCUCCUUCUCAGAGGAGUCCUUGGUUCUAGUGCCAUGAUCCUUUUAUACUACGCCUACCAGUCAACAUCCCUCGCUGAUGCCACGGUUAUCUCAUUUAGCUGUCCAGUGUUUACGUCUAUAAUUGCUUGCAUAUUUCUCAAGGAAAAGUAUAGCCCUUGGGACGCUGUCUUCACUGCAUUCACAAUCACCGGAGUGAUCCUUAUCGUGAGGCCGCCAUUUUUGUUUGGUUCCGAAGUUGUGGAGACGGAUAAAGACUAUUCAGUUCACCUGAAGGGUGCUUUCGCAGCACUUGUACACGCUGUGUUUGCUGCCGUGACUUUAGUUAUCCUAAGGAAAAUAGGGACAUCUGUGGACUACGUGUUGAGCAUUUGGUAUUAUGUAGUAGCUGGCCUUACCGAGUGCGUCAUUGCCCUUUCUAUAUUAGGAGAAUGGAGUCUGCCGCACUGUGGGUUGGACAGGCUAUUUCUCAUACUAAUUGGGCUGUUUGGUUUGGGAGGUCAGGUGUUUCUCGCAAAAGCCAUUCAGAUAGAAAAAGCAGGGCUAGUAGCAUUAAUGAAGACUAUGGAUGUAGUCUUUGCUUUUAUCUUUCAGAUUAUUUUCUUUCAUGAUGUGCCGUCGUGGUGGACAGUGGGUGGCUCCUUAUGCGUAGUAGCCAGUAGCAUUGGAGCGGCCGUUCGUAAAUGGUACCAGAGCUCCAAAUAAAGCAUCAUUGCUGAAAUGUGUAUUUCUUUAAAGUACACCAUCACCCAGUUGAGACAUACCACCCGCAUACACACCUGGAAAAUCUGCAUUUACUUCAUUGACUAUAUUCAAUACAUUUCAUAGUUAAGGUACCAUUUUUGAAUAUGGUACGUCUUUAAUUAGUUGAGGCUAGCCAGUCAGUUGGGUGUAGCAAUUAUUAUUUUUUGUGUGUGUCAGUUAUUUUUUGGUUUUGGUUUUGGCUUUGGUUGUUGGGGUGGCAUUUGG